This is a messenger RNA of Colletotrichum abscissum, 795 nucleotides long. RefSeq lists its product as uncharacterized. The transcript has a single exon. The coding region runs from base 1 to 795 and encodes 264 amino acids. The record is from RefSeq and is a predicted model, not a curated record. Lineage: Eukaryota; Fungi; Ascomycota; Sordariomycetes; Glomerellales; Glomerellaceae.
AUGAACGGCACUCUGAACGGCAAGCGCCAAGCAUCGUCAAGUACCUACCUGCCUUGCCUUGAUGCUUGGGUGACUUCGUGGUUCCUGUCAAUCCUUUUCCUCAUUCACCUGCCUUUCUCCUUCCCUGCCUCACCUUGCUCACCUGCCGCGCCUGCCUCACCUGUGGUGAUCUGCGUAAGCUGUGGCAGGCGGGCAGGGCUGGACUUGGCUGCGUUUCGGAGAAAACUCCAUCGCUUUCCCAGCCUGCCACCAACAUCCAACCACAACACCAUCACAGACUUCAAAGCCACGGCCGAAACGCAAGCUCUCAAUCACAAUGUCGUCAAUGUCGAGUCGCACAGCCGAUUGAGCCUCCUUUCUCUUGGCAUUUCCUCUCUCUAUCCCUCCCCCCGGUUUCGUCCAACCAAAACCCCUACACCACCAACGGCAUAUCACGACAUAAACACACAUGGCACACACCUAUCGCACACCGCUCACCGCACGCACCGCAUACUAUCUGUACACACUACACACAAGCACGACGCCACCAGACGCCAACGCUGGCGGCGCACCACUGUCACUCUUCAACGACGGAUGUGCCCGUCUACACGAUGCCCGCCCUUAGUACAGCCGAUAUCUGCAGAUCGGCCACUAGAGGCUUGUAUCUCUUCGAUGGCGUCUUGUGUUACCGUCACCCAUCCACCACCACGUUCCCGGCCCCCCCAGCCACUCUGCACCCUUCCCAUGGCUUUUGGGAGCGCAAAUCGCGGGAAGCAUACAGGAAUCGUCUGUGCCUGGCCUGGCCCCGGCCUGUAG